AUGCUGGGCCUCCUACCACAGCCAAAGAUGCAGGCCGCAGAGGCCACCAUCAUCACACUGUGCGAUCGUUUGGCACAUUCCACAAUGCUAGAGGAUCGAAGAGCUGCCAUUCUCAGUUUGAAGGGCUUUGCGCACGACAAACGUGAACUUGUCGCUUCAAACGGGAUCAAAGGGUUGAUCAAUUCUCUGAAGCAGGAUAAAAACGACCCAGAAACAAUUCGAGCAUGUUUGGAAACCCUGAUCAUUCUGUUUAUCAAGGCCUCAAGCAUCGACAGUGAUCUGUUGGAGCUGUCGCGCCGAGCAAGGCAAAAGAAUAAGCGCUACGUGUCUCCGCUUAUUUCGUCGAGGAAGGCCCAAAAUGAAGUGUUCACGGGACCCGUAGAUGAUAUUUCUCUCUGGCUCACGGAUGAAUUCACCCACGAUAAUGGGAACGUUGUAGCACUCCUGGACUUUGCUCAAUCUAAAGAUAUGUUUACCUCGCUCUAUGCGAUGCAAUUGCUCUCAGCUAUGGUUGCAAGUCGUCCAGACACGAUCAAACAAAGCCUGUUUUCGGUACCUCAGGGAAUUUCUACACUUGUCGCUGCUAUGGAGUCGAAAUAUGAAAUGGUUCGCGAUGAAGCUGUGCUGUUGCUGUUGCAUUUGACAGAUAACCAUCUUGAGUUUCAGAAACUUGUGGCUUUUGAAGGUGCGUUCGACAAGCUGUUUACAAUCAUCGAUGACGAAGGUGAUAUUUGUUUCGGCGGUGUCACAGUUGAGAACUGUUUAUCCUUGUUUUCAAACCUCCUGCAAUAUAAUGUUUCGAACCAGAAACUGUUCAGUGCUACGCAGGGUAUCGUCAAGUAUGCAUCUAUGAUAGAUACCGGAGAUGAGGCAAACUGGGGUGAACAAGCUACCAGCAAUAUGACAUUAGCUCUCCAAUUGGCCCGUUUGUUUGUUGUUCCAGGAGGUGAAGCAACCCGAAUGCACCAAGACUCUUUCGCGCAGGCUGGGGUGCUUUUGACUGUGCUCAAGCUCGCAUUUGGACCCGCAACAAGUCUGCCGAUUCGCACUGCCUCUCUUUUAACCGCUUCUUCUCUGGUAUAUGAGAACCAAGCCCGUCAAGAAGAGCUCCUUGGCAUUGAUGUACCAUAUUAUGAUUUGAGCUUGUCUUUGAAUGUCCAAAUGACGCCCAACAUAGUUCCAGUUUCCCAAGCGCUUCUUAAUUGGGCACUGCUCUUGCCUUCACAUUACCUUUUCACACUAAGAGCAGCUUCUCAGUUCUGCUUAACUGCAGCAUUUGAGGGUAACGAGGACGCGGCUCGUCGUUUUGUUGAUGAGCAAGUUGCCGGCUUGAAGAAAGCUGAAGAAGACUCUUCAAGGGCGAACAUUUUCACUACCUUGGCUGAGUACAAUGAGGAUUGGGCACUAAACCCUUUCAAAGUGUGGUUUGCAAGCGUAAUUUUAAUGCGUAUCUUUUCUGUUUCCAACGACCUAAAGGACUAUAUUCGUCAAAUCACCAUUGGAGAUGCCGAGCUAGGACAAGAUGAGCUCCCGAUCAUUCAGGCAGUUUCAGGCCAGCUUCUCACUAGUCUCGACCAUGAAGAUCCUACGAUUAGUCUAGCAUAUCUCAUGCUGCUUUGUACAUGGCUUUUCGACGAUAUACAAGCAGUUAAUGAUUUUGUUGCCGAGCGUUCUGUUGUUCAACAACUUGUUACCUAUGUUACAACUAACAAUGGUGGUAGCGGCCAUGUUUUAGUGGGAUCACUCGCUACAAUCCUAUUGGGUAUUGCAUAUGAUUUCUGCUCCUCGACAUCGCCGAUAACUCGAGUCGAUUUCUACCAUCUGCUCACCAACACCCUUGGCCGUGACCAAUAUACUCUUUCGUUCCAGCGGUUCCGGGAGAACCCUGAGUUCAAGGACUUCGAUCCGAGCUUGAUUUUUAGCGCCGCCAAAGGUCCCAAUGGCUUGCCCAAGGUUUAUUUUGAGUCAUUAUUUAUCACUCUUGUUCGUGACAAUAUCAAUCGUAUUCAAAGAGCCAUUGAUAGAGACCCCACUGUGGAGCCUUCUUCACGUAUAUCACUUGAAAUGUAUGAAGAGCUCAAACUUCAACUAAUUGCCAAAGAGAAAGAGUUCAAAGAACAAGAGUAUGAGCGUUCGCAAAAAGAAGAAGCGCUCGUCGCUAGUGAAACUCAGCUCAAAGCUGAACUUGAGCGGACAUCUGAAGCUCUCAAAACUCUGGAAGAGUCACACUCUACUAUUAGUGGGGACUUUGAGAGUCUUCAAAGUACUCAAGGUGCUUUUCAAGCCGAGCUGUCCUCUUUGAAGUCCGACCACGAGAAACUUUCUGCAGAGCAUAAGGAGAAGCUUGAAGCGCUUAGCUCUACCCGCCAGAAACUUGCAGAAAUUGAAGCAAAGCAUGCCAAAACUUCUCAACAGAUUGCCCAACUUACUACUGCAAAAGAAAAAGCUGAAGAUGGAAUUAACAAGGUAACACGUGAGCUUUUUUUGUUAAACAAAGAAGGUGCUGGAGAUGUGAAGAAGCUGCGUGACCAGCUUGCCAACCAAACUUCCCAGCUCGAGGUAGCUACAAAGAAGUUAAACGAGACCACUAAUGCCUUAACCAUCGAAAAAAAGAACAAUUUCAAUCUUCAAAGUACGAACGAGAAGGUAAUCAACAAGUUGAGAGAGACUGCCGAAAUUCUACAAGCUGGUGAGCAACGUGAGACGGAUCUUCAAGAGCGUGUGAAUGAGUUGGAAACAGCGUUGAAGGUACAAGACGAGUCCAUGCGUACUCGUAUUGCCAGCUUAGAAAAGGAAAAUAAACUCAUGAGGGCCAAGCUUGAGAGCGCCAAAGGAUCUCAAAGUGGUCAGACUCCGGAGUCAGACCCCGUUCAUGCGCUGUUGGAAGAGAAGAUUACGUCUCUUGAAGCACAGCUAGUCCUUGCUAAAGCAGAACUCGAUACAGAGUCUUCUUUAGAGGAGGAACUUGAAGAAGCAACAAAAUCUCGAGACGAUUUUGCCAGUCAGCUGUAUCAAGCUCAAGAGAAACUCAAACAGUACGAGUCCCAAAGUCAGCAUCAAAGUGAAGCGCCUGCCGAUAUGUCCACGACAACGGCAGAACUGCAGGCUAGAGUUUUAGCACUAAAAGCUGAGCUCAACGACAAGACGAAACUGUCCGGCAGUAAUGAUGAUCUUACACCUCAGGUUGAAAAACUCACCUCACAACUUGAGGAGAGCAAUUUGAAACUGUCAGACAUGACAGCAAAAUAUGAAGAGCUUUCUAAAUCACUAAUGGGUGCGAAAGGUGAAAGUUCAAAUCUGAAAGAGACUAACAGCUCUGCGUUACAAGCCACGUUGGAACAAACCAAGAGUGAGCUUGAUGAAGUCCGCAAAGAACUUCAUCGUGCCCAGGCUGAACUUGAAAACUCUCAAGUUGAAGUUUUAGAUGAGAAUGAUAUUUCAGAUAUUCGGAAUGCGUUGCUCGAAUCUCAAACUAGAGCAGAAAAAUUCCGAUUGGAGGCAGAGUCUGCUCAGCUGGAGCUCUCUAAUCUCCAAGAACCAAGGAGUGAAAACAAUGCUCCUGCCGAGAUGAUAGCUCUUGAAACCAAGUUCAGCGAACUGCAAUUGCGCUUUGACCACGUUUGUCGCGAAGCUAAAGAAGAUCUGGAUGCUGUACUGCUGCUUCUCGAAAACGCCGAAAUCAAGAUUGCUGAAUAUGAGAAACUUCUUGGCAGUCUUGGUCAAGAUGUGCCACCUACUGAGUCUGAAAUCAGGCCUGAAGUCGAAUCGAGCGAGUCUUUGUUAUAG
This is a messenger RNA of Wickerhamiella sorbophila, 3786 nucleotides long. RefSeq names its product Intracellular protein transport protein USO1. Lineage: Eukaryota; Fungi; Ascomycota; Dipodascomycetes; Dipodascales; Trichomonascaceae. The transcript has a single exon. The coding region runs from base 1 to 3786 and encodes 1261 amino acids. Gene Ontology annotation, biological process: endoplasmic reticulum to Golgi vesicle-mediated transport; transcytosis; vesicle fusion with Golgi apparatus. The record is from RefSeq and is a predicted model, not a curated record. Gene Ontology annotation, cellular component: Golgi membrane; ER to Golgi transport vesicle membrane; cytoplasm.